Molecule: messenger RNA, 2841 nt
Organism: Liolophura sinensis
Lineage: Eukaryota; Metazoa; Mollusca; Polyplacophora; Chitonida; Chitonidae
Product: vesicle transport protein USE1-like
Exons: 6
Coding region: 11-736 (241 amino acids)
Biological process (GO): retrograde vesicle-mediated transport, Golgi to endoplasmic reticulum
Cellular component (GO): SNARE complex; endoplasmic reticulum
Molecular function (GO): SNAP receptor activity
Source: RefSeq, a predicted model, not a curated record
ACUUGCCAGCAUGGCGACGAAAGUGGAGAUAAAUUUUAAGCGUUUACUUCGCAGAUGCGAAACGAGAGUGGCUGAAAAAAAGCUUAAUGACUGGAGACUUGAGAAGUACGUUGCUGCUUUAGAAGAUCAGUUACUGGAAAUCAGUAAGGCAACAAGCAGGCCGACGAAAGAACUGCUGACAGAAUACAGGAAGAAGGUGGAUUUCCUGAAAGGCUUAAUAGAAGCUGAGAAAAUGCCUACAGCAAGUGAGAAGGUGAUGGCCACAGAGCGACUGGUGCCAGGGUAUGACAGUGUGAGGGACAAACCAGCCAAAGAACUCCACCUCCAGACUAAGGCCAGGCAUCACACAGAACUCAGAGAUGAACUCCUAGGCAUUAAAGAACCCAAGGAGAAUGGGCUGAGACAGAGGAGGACUGGUGGUGAGGAGGAUAUAGACUCGGUCCUGCAGCAUCACCAUCAGAUACAGGAGAAGUUGGCUGAGGAGAUGGUUAUGCUGGCACGUAACCUGAAGGACAAUGUCUCAGCCACAGGCAGGAUUAUACGAGAUGACACCUCAAAAUUACAUGAGAGCACAAAGUUAGCAGAUUCAAACUACAGUAAGCUGAAAGUGGAAAGUGACAGACUGGAGGGUUUUACAAAGUCCUGUAAUUGGUGGAUAUGGAUUAUGCUAAUUGUGGUGACUCUAACUUUCAUGUGGAUGAUCCUCUUUAUGAGAAUGUUCUCAAAGAAGUCCUGACAUAGCUACAUUCAGUUAAUCAUUCUAAGAUGCUGAAUUUGGGUCCCUUUUGAUGAUGUUGAGUCAUGACGAGAUGGUGCCAGUUGCUAGUGUGGAAUCUGUCACAUGGGAACCAAAGGAAUGAAUAUAUCACAGGUACAUCUACAACCAAGAACAGGACAGCUUGGGAAUGAAGAAAUAAUAGGCACGGUCACCAGCAAAUUGUUUUACUGCUCCCUCUAUUAAAUAACAUUUGAGAGAAGAUCUUCAUAUACUUCGAAUUUACCUCACUUGUCCUAAAUUGAACAUAUGAUUGAAGUUCUUCCGUUGACAUAGACAGGGAACAUCUGGCUUGACCAAAACCAGGAUGCUGCUUCAUGUAUGUGACAAUCUUUACAUCUUCUGAUCACAAUAUAAUUACUGUUAACACAAAGGAAGGCUGAUCCCAGCUUCUAAAAUGAUGGCUUAAUUGUUCAGAUGUCUGCCUUAGUCAUUGAAAUUAGUGAAAGCUCAGGUGAGACAUUUCCCAGUUCAGUUGCCGAUAACUUGUGUUUGACAUGUGUCUGUGUUUGUCACUUUAUUACCUAAUGCUUGAAUGUUUCUUUUGGUUUCUGGUCAAUAUCUGGUUUUGUUUUUAGUUAAUUACCUAACCCAUUGUUCCAAUGUUUGUUUUAUUUGAUUGUUUAAUGCCAUAAAUACUCAAGAAUUUUUCACUUUAUAUACCAUGGGACGGACAAUAUUAUGAGUGGAGUAAACCACUGACAUUUGACGAGUUAUUGACAAACUCUAUCAUGUGCGACAUGUAUCAUAUUGAUGGAAGGCAUGUCAUCUGCAGGACACUUCAUACAAGACUACACUACAGAGUGGUGUUGACCUCUCACUGCCAUCAGGGCUCCGAGAACAAAGACAGCAGUACAACCUGGAAAAUUUCAUCUUGUUGGACAUAGCAAUUUAAAGGCAGUGUCAUGUACCUUGACAACUCUACCAUGCCUCAGGUGCCUGUUGUUCUAAUACAAGUUGGCCUGAAGUUUGUUUUCAUGGGGCCUAACAGUAGCAUUCCACAAGUUUGCCUGUGGUGAGUCUAUGGAAUGGGUGUUCACUACUUGAAAAGUGUUACUCCUCACCUGUCACUAUAUCCACAAACUGCUGCAAAAACUUUUUAAAUCUACAUCUAAGGGCCGAAAAUGUGCAGUGAAAAUGGCAGUCGAAAGCUAGAAGCCAUUUAAAUGUGUACGAGUACUAAGCUAGUGGCGAGAAUAUUUCACUUUCAUAUUCGUAUUUCACAACGGCAACCAGUAUUAUGGCGGAAAUGAAUAAGUAAAUGUUAGAGGUUUAACGUCAAACUUAACCAUUUUUCAGUCAAAUGACAAAGAGGUGCCAUUAGUUGUGUGUACAAAUACUGUGUGUUCUUGUGGUAGGACGAGUCCAUGCCACCAAAGUGCUGGCACCACUGAAGUAUCAUGCCGCAGACACCAGACAUUACAGCCUACCCAGUCACAUUAGACUGACACUGGGCUGACCAGUCAUCAUUCUUUGCUCUGAGGUCUUAUUAUGGUAGGAGGAAACUGAGCACAUUCCAGGGGACAUCCAUGACCAUCCGCAGGUUACUGCCAGGCCUUCUUGCAUGCGACGGAGAGCAAGAAUGAGUUGAACUUGAACUCAUAGCAACCACAUUGGUGAGAGCUGCUGAGUAAUUCUGAUGUGCUAGCAGGCUAACCACUGACUGGACCACGGAGGCCCUCAUAAUAAAAUCCGUGUUUGGAUUAAAACAGCUGUAAAUUCUAAACUGGAAAUGGCAACUGUUCAGCCAUGGUAAUGGUGUUCACAUAGUAAUAGGUUCCAUGAAAUAAAGUUUAAAUGACUCAUGAUGUAGGGUGAUGUUGUGGGUAGGAACAGUGCAAUAUGAAAAAACUGGUUGUGUUUAACAUAAGUUACUUGGUGAUGUACAGGUAUGCUAAUUUCUCAGAUAGAAAGCUUUGUUUUGUUACCACUUGCCAUUCUACUAAUUCAGCUUUUAUUGCUGGAUUUGUUUUAUGUAUUCUGGCUGCCUGACUUUUUUCUUCAAAUUUCGUGAAGAAGAUGAAUAAAAAUUUGGAAAUUUUAAAACGGUUAAUCUGAGACUUAAU